AGGGCGGGGGGAGCAGCACAGGAUCUGCACAUUAAAUACAUUUCUAGUUUCCUGCCACAAUGGAUGCAAAUUGGAGCAGUUUUAUAUUCCAGACCCCUCCUCCACCCCCUGCUGAACCACUGCAGGUUGAGCUCUUACCAGUCUUGGCCACAGUUACAGCGUCUCCAGAUGGAACCCUCCAGUCUCAGACCAUGGUGCCGACUUUGGCCACCCAUCACCCCUCAACUGUGGAUACAGCAGCUCUCAAGCAGGUGGUGCCGGGCCUUUCUGUUCCGCAACACAUUACUUCCAUUGCCUCUGUCAAUUCCCAUCAAUCCUCAGUCUCCACUGCCCUGCCAUUGCAACCACUUAUGGAAUUCCCUAAGAAAUCAAAGAGCCGGGGCCCUUAUAUCUGUUCUUUGUGCUCAAAAGAGUUUAAGAAUGGAUACAACCUGAGGCGGCAUGAAGCCAUUCACACUGGAAAUAAACCAGCCCGGGCAGCACCUUCUGUUGAUAGAAUAACCACCAUGGUGCCUCUCAGUUUGCUGGGUGUGACGAGUGCUCUGGGUACAGGAACAGAAGGUCUGGAAAUCUCUGCCUCCCCCUCCACCCUCUCUUUACCAGGCCCAUCCCCCUCAGCAAAGAAGGUGCGCAAAAACCAUGCGUGUGAAAUGUGCGGGAAGGCUUUCCGGGAUGUGUAUCACCUGAACCGCCACAAGCUGUCCCACUCCGACGAGAAGCCAUAUUCAUGCCAUGUGUGCCAGCAGAGGUUCAAGCGCAAGGACCGCAUGACCUACCACGUGCGCUCUCAUGAUGGGACUGUGCACAAACCCUACAUCUGCAGUCACUGCGGAAAAGGAUUCUCCCGACCUGAUCAUCUGAACAGCCACGUUAGGCAAGUCCACUCUACAGAGCGUCCAUUUAAAUGCCAGACCUGUGAAGCUGCCUUUGCUACUAAGGACCGCUUGAGGGCCCACAUGGUGAGACAUGAGGAGAAAGUCCCUUGUCACGUGUGUGGGAAGUUGCUGAGUGCCGCAUACAUUACUGACCACAUGAAGGUUCACAGCCAGGGCCCCAAUCAUGUAUGUGAGCUGUGUAAUAAAGGGACCUGCCAAGUGUGCCCUCUUGCGGAUCCAUCUGCUUCAGUGGCUUCUGUAACUUCUGUUCUGCCGAGUGCUGGUGUCGCGGGCAUGGUGCACACUCAGCCAUGGUGACUGGCAUUCCUAGAGGGGGAGCAGUUACUGUGACCUCUCUAUGAUGGACAGAGAAAGGAGGACCCGUGCUCCCCUGAGCAGACAUUUGUCUCUGGAAGAGUAUUGGGGCGUGCGUGUGACCCAUUUCUAACCUCCUAAAAGGCAUUAUAUUAAGAGGGGGUUGGUCUCAAGGACACUUGUGAAAUAAUGCUCAUAACUGGCACUUUGUGGUGCUAUUUUGAAGAGCAUCUCCUUGCCCCAACAUAACACAUCUGUGAGAAAACCCCUAGAUCCCUGGGGGAUGUUUAAUGUACACUACGUGGUCCUAUACUGUGACUAGAUAUUUAAUUCGCCCUUAAACACUUUCCAGUCUAAGUGUUGGUAGGACUGAUGGCACAGAAUGGGGUUCACUGACUGGUGUCUUGAAGUUGGCUUAAAUGCUGAAUCAGUGAAAUUAUAUAUUUUUUUGGAUUGGCAAGACAGAGAGCGAGCAGCACUAAGCCUUGAUUAAAACAGAGUUAAUGUGAUGCAGGAAUAUAUAGGGGUUAGAAGUCCUAUACAUGGACUAAGAAGCCAUGUGUAGGGUUAGGAGGAGCUGCUGUGUAGAGCAGCCGUGGCACUGACCACAAAAUCUCUGAAGAUCGGCCAUGGGAAAAUUUUAAUAUAUUAGAGUAGUAUUUUGGGGGAUUUUAUACUGACACUGUACAAGACUGGCACAGAAGGACUUUAGUUGCAUUCUACUGGCCUGCCAUGGGGAAAAAAGUAACUAGAGUGGUGCCUUGGGAUGAUUCCAGGUAAUAGAUGAGAGAAGAGGGGUACAUGGUAAUUUGACACUCCUCUCUAGGUUUAGCAUUGGAGGUGGUUAAUAAAGCAGGGGGUUCAUGGGCUGGCAUGAGGGGACUAACCCAACUGGGAGGCACAUGAAAUGCUCCGAUAGAGCCUUAGCUAUUGCUUUAUUCAUUGAAGAGAGUGGAUCAGUGUUAGAGGUAGAAUGGAGGGGUAGUACUGAAACAGUAUUGGGGGUAGAAUAGUACUGAAACAGUAUUUAGGGCAUAGUCUAGAAUGGAGGUUAUGGACUGGAACAGUAUUAGGGGUACAAGAUAAGAAGAGCAAUAUGUGGAGGGGUCAGUGUUAUGGGUACAUUGACGUAUUAUAGUAUAGAGCUGGGGCUUCAGGGCAGAGGGCUGUGCCACUAUUAAUAUGCACACAGAUUGGUGGCAUUAGUAGUGCAGUGUGUGAGUCCUUGUGAUUAUGGACUCCAGUCGAGCUGUCCUGGCCCAGCACUAGAAGUGUAAAAUGGGAUUAAUGAUCAUGAUUUUUGAUUUAGAAGUGUCUGCAUUUGUACCGUUUUUAUCCCCCCAGGUCAGUGGUGCCACGUUCCAUUUAGCUCUGUGCUCUUUAGUAGUCCUGUUCAAUUAAAGUCCAAGACCAGAUCGGGUUCAGUUUUGCAGGGCUAAAAAAAUUGUGAAAAUGAGUGGAGUGGGCAAGUCCACCA
Messenger RNA from Xenopus laevis (African clawed frog), 2667 nucleotides. RefSeq names its product MYC associated zinc finger protein S homeolog (gene maz.S). The record is from RefSeq and is marked provisional. Gene Ontology annotation, cellular component: nucleus. Gene Ontology annotation, biological process: regulation of transcription by RNA polymerase II; positive regulation of DNA-templated transcription. NCBI's taxonomy places the organism in Eukaryota, Metazoa, Chordata, Amphibia, Anura, Pipidae. Gene Ontology annotation, molecular function: RNA polymerase II cis-regulatory region sequence-specific DNA binding; DNA-binding transcription factor activity, RNA polymerase II-specific; RNA polymerase II transcription regulatory region sequence-specific DNA binding.